UGNGACGGAGGGGUCGAAAGCAAGAGGUUUUACUUGGCUCGCACGACAGCUUUUGAGAUGCUUCGCGACAGAGGCUACGAAGUUAAUGAAGCCGAGCUCUCUCUCUCUCUUUCUGAGUUUCGUUCUGUUUUUGGUGAGAAGCCAGACUUUGAACGCCUCCGUAUCUGUGUGGCUCUUCGCUCAGAUCCAAGGAAAAAGAUCCUUGUUGUGUUCAUGGAAUCUGAACCAAUCACCGUGAAAACAGUUCGUGCCAUUCAUAGUCAGAUUUCCAACAAUGUAGGCGUGCGUGCUAUGAUUCUGAUUUUACAGGGCAAAAUGAACCACUUUGCCCAGAAGGAAUUGACAACCUUCCCUUUUCCAGUUGAGACUUUCCCGAUAGGAGAUUUGUUGGUCAACAUCACAAAGCAUAUUCAGCAGCCAAAGAUGGAGGUUUUGACCAAAAAGGAGAAAGAACAAUUGCUGAAGAAGCAUGCACUUGAGGACAAACAUCUUCCUUAUUUGCAGGAGAGUGACAGCUUCGUCAGGUACUAUGGAUUGAAGAAAAAACAGGUGGUGAGGAUUACAUACAGUAAAGAACCGGUUGGGUCUUUUGUCACCUACAGAUGCAUCGUCUGAAGUAAGGCAAAUUCAAUGCAGCUA
Camelina sativa (false flax) is the source of this 639-nucleotide messenger RNA. RefSeq names its product DNA-directed RNA polymerase V subunit 5C. NCBI's taxonomy places the organism in Eukaryota, Viridiplantae, Streptophyta, Magnoliopsida, Brassicales, Brassicaceae. Gene Ontology annotation, biological process: transcription elongation by RNA polymerase I; transcription by RNA polymerase II; tRNA transcription by RNA polymerase III. Gene Ontology annotation, molecular function: DNA binding. The record is from RefSeq and is a predicted model, not a curated record.